Molecule: messenger RNA, 2603 nt
Organism: Planococcus citri (citrus mealybug)
Lineage: Eukaryota; Metazoa; Arthropoda; Insecta; Hemiptera; Pseudococcidae
Product: myogenesis-regulating glycosidase-like
Exons: 6
Coding region: 312-2354 (680 amino acids)
Biological process (GO): carbohydrate metabolic process
Molecular function (GO): hydrolase activity, hydrolyzing O-glycosyl compounds
Source: RefSeq, a predicted model, not a curated record
UUGAACGCGAUAUCAUCUUUUUUUUAGUCAAUUCUGAAGUACUUACCUAAUUCAAUUUAAAUCGUUUAUCAUUUUACGUAUUAGUGCUAAAUUAUACGAAUAAACAUGCUUGAAAUCUAUCGCCUUAUCUUAGCAUGAAAAAGUUUUAAAAAUUCGGUUAUCCCGAAAAUCGCAGCAUUAUUUUAUUACCUACUUAGCUUAUACGGUACGGUAUGUGUAAAUGGAGUUCAAUUCGUUAAUCAACUUAAUUACUUAUUUGUAAUUUUUUCAUUCAGCAAUAAUCUAAUUGGCGAUAUUUGGCUGAACGAAAAAUGUUGAAAAUCAACUGCAGUUCAUUCAGUUCAAGAAUUACCUCGGUGUAUUCACUCAUCAGCCUUCUGCUUGUAAUUUCGAGCACUGUAAAUGCAUUCGAAGACAGAAUUAAAGUAGAAUCAAAUUACAUAUUUGUCAAAUAUGAGCACGAAUUGAAAGGAGAAAAAUCAGGAUUCCAUCACUACAUCGAUAUCGGAAUAUUCGACCACGUAGCUCCGGCAAAUUGUACAAAGGACGCAGGUUCAUUCUGCAGACAAUGGGCAGAUUUUGCAAAACUGCAAAUUACAAAAAAAGACAGCAAAUGUGAACGAUACGAGCUGACUACAAAAUACGAAAAACCACUACUAGUACGUUUCGAUACAUCGAACGUUUACUUGUACGGUGGAGCAGAACAAGAUCUGCAGAGUUGGCCCGCAGACUUCAUCGAGUACAAGAAGUACUCCUACGUGACAAAAGAAAAAGACAGUCAGGCUGUAUUAGAGCCUUUAUGGUUGGUCACCAAUGGCAUGUAUUUAUACGUCGAUCAAAACACGCCUUUGUUCAUAAGUCAAAACAAAAACAAACGAUAUUUCGACCUGAUUGCCUCCAGAGAGCCUCCUUAUGUAAGGACCAGUGGCGUAACUGAGCUCAAAUACACGCUGUGUAAAUUGGAUAAUAUAAAGGAAGCUUAUCAGCAUGCCAUUGAUAAUGUGCUGGGUAAACCGAGCGCUGCAGCCGAUGACAGAAUGGUAAGGUUUCCUAUAUGGUCAACUUGGGCUAAAUACAAGGCUAAAAUAAAUACCACCAUCGUGAUGGAGUAUGCGAACCUGAUCUCUGAGAGCGGAUUCCCGAAUAGUCAGUUGGAAAUCGAUGAUAAUUGGGAAACGUGUUACGGUAGUUUGACCGUAGAUACAAAUAAUUUCGGUGACAUGAGUAAUUUAGUUCAACGAUUAACGAAAGUAGGCUAUCGAGCUACACUUUGGGCACAUCCUUUUGUAAAUUUAGAUUGCGAACCUUACUAUUCGGAAGGAGUGAAAAAUGGAUAUUUCGUCAAGACUGCUACGGGUUCGGUUGCUUCAAAAUGGUGGAAUGGGCCGGCCGGUCAGAUUGAUUUCACAAAUCCAGAGGCGGUAGCUUGGUGGCAAAACAGACUUAAAAAAUUAAAAGCUGAAACUGGUAUCGCUUCUUUUAAAUUUGACGCUGGUGAAAGCUCUUGGUCUCCUGUGGCACCCGUAUUCCACCAAAUGACCGAUGACUAUCCCGAAUCUGGUCUGAAAAACUAUAUCGAAGCAGCGGCAGAAUUUCGUCCGAUUGCGGAGGUACGAUCGGCCAGAGGUACUCAGAAGUAUCCUAUUUUCCUUCGUAUGAUCGAUCGUGAAUCGAAUUGGGAUGGACGUUUGGCACUUAGCACGCUGAUACCUACUUUAUUACUAAUGAAUAUUUUGGGAUAUCCUUUCGUGUUGCCUGAUAUGGUUGGAGGUAACGGAUACAACGAAAAAGUAUCGGAUGAGCUGUUCGUUAGAUGGUUGCAAGCCAAUGUGUUCAUGCCUUCCAUUCAGUUUUCAUAUUUACCAUCGGAUUAUGGAAACGAAGUAUUGAGAAUAAGCAAGAAAUUCGUCGACUUACACGUUCAAUACGCUGAUAAAAUAAUCGAAGCGAUGAAAAACUCAGUCAAACACGGAACCCCAGUUAAUGCUCCUCUUUGGUGGAUUGAUCCCACAGAUCCUGAAACUUAUCUCAUCGAUUCCGAAUUUUUAUUAGGCGAAGAUAUCUUAGUAGCACCGGUGUUACAACAAGGGGCUCAAAGUCGAGAUAUCUAUUUACCCAAAGGGUAUUGGAAAGAUGGAAAUGAAAAAGAUGCUGAAAUAAUCAAAGGUCCUAUUUGGAUUUAUAAUUAUCCGGCCGAUAUAGAAACGUUGCCAUAUUUUAUCAAUGUCGCAGCUCCUCCUAAUAAAGAUGACAAAGAUGAUAAGAAAAAUGGCGCUGGUGUUGCCACGAUACCGACUCUAAGCUCGAUAAUAAUCGCCUUAAUUUUAGGUAAACUGUUCGCUUUCAGAUUGUAAGUUUGAUAGUACAUACAUAUAAUAUGAUAUAAGUAAUAAAGUACAAAUAAAUACCUUCUCUUAUUUAUGUAUGGAAUGGAUAGGUAUACCUAUUUUACUUUUCCUCGUCUCCCCUCAAACUUUAUUAUUUCAAUGUUUACCAUUACCUACCAAUUGUAGAUAAAUUUACUAGGUCCCUAUUAAUAAGCAUUUGUAUUGAAAUGUAACUAUGUACAUAUUUGUAAAUAAAUUUAAAUGAUCUGCCUUGUA